This is a messenger RNA of Endocarpon pusillum Z07020, 1782 nucleotides long. RefSeq names its product Serine/threonine-protein kinase sid2. The coding region runs from base 1 to 1782 and encodes 593 amino acids. Gene Ontology annotation, biological process: peptidyl-serine phosphorylation; intracellular signal transduction. The transcript has a single exon. Gene Ontology annotation, cellular component: spindle pole body. The record is from RefSeq and is a predicted model, not a curated record. Gene Ontology annotation, molecular function: protein serine/threonine kinase activity; ATP binding. NCBI's taxonomy places the organism in Eukaryota, Fungi, Ascomycota, Eurotiomycetes, Verrucariales, Verrucariaceae.
AUGGAGAUGCCCACUCCUCCCCCGCUCUUACACACUCGGUCAGGCAAUGAACAUGCGUUCACGACUCCCGUCUCAACCCCUCAGGGAAGCCCAAGCAAGAACAGACUUCCGCCUGGCGCCAACGACCUGCCAAAUGUUUUCGAGAAUUCGCUGAAGCUGGCCCCUCUAUCUCCAAGUUCUUCUUCUGGAAACAUCAAUCGAGACCCUUUCGCCGACAGUUCCCAUUCCGGAAGCCCAAAGAAAUCAAACAAGGAAAAUACACCACCAGGAGGUGGGUUUCGGUUUGGAAAGGAAGGCAACGCUGUACAAAAUCAUGCCGCCAUCAGCCGUCAAGAACCUUAUCAGCAAGCCGACAGCAGAAAAAUACAAACGCAGACUAAAGGUCUCACUGUAGAAGAAUUGCAGAAAUUACAGCAGCCAAAAGUGAAGCGACUUGCCAACGUCACUCAACUGUACUUCCUUGACCACUAUUUCGACCUUCUUUCCUACGUUCACAAUCGUCAAAACCGACAAGCUGCUUUCGACGCCCAUAAUCCUUCACCUCCAGCUACACCGCAGGAAGACUACGAUGCUGCUCUCAAAAAGUACCUCGGACGUGAACGUGCAAAUCUCCGCAAGCGCCGUACUCGCCUCAGACACGGUGACUUUCAAAUCUUGACUCAGGUCGGCCAAGGUGGUUAUGGUCAGGUCUACCUAGCCCAAAAGAAAGAUACGCGAGAAGUCUGCGCAUUGAAAGUCAUGAGUAAACGCUUAUUGUUUAAGCUUGAUGAAAUUCGUCAUAUCCUCACUGAGCGCGACAUCCUGACUGCUGCGAAAUCAGAGUGGCUUGUCCGUCUUCUCUAUGCUUUCCAAGAUGAGCAGCAGAUCUAUCUCGCCAUGGAGUAUGUACCAGGAGGUGACUUCCGCACACUACUCAACAACACAGGCGUCUUACACAACCGGCAUGCCCGCUUCUACAUUGCCGAGAUGUUCUCAUGUGUUGAUGCGCUUCACAACCUUGGUUACAUCCAUCGAGAUUUGAAGCCCGAGAAUUUCCUGAUCGACUCUACCGGACACGUAAAGCUUACCGAUUUUGGACUUGCCGCUGGCAUGCUUAGCCCGAUCAAGAUCGAAUCUAUGAGGAUCAAGCUUGAGGAGGUCGGCAACACACCUGUUCCCUUUGGCAUGCAGCCUAUGGAAGACCGCUCUGCAGCGGAACGUCGUCAGGGAUACCGCUCCCUCAGGAGGCAAGAUGUCAAUUACGCCAAGUCAAUUGUUGGUUCACCUGACUACAUGGCCCCAGAAGUCCUGAAAGGAGACGAGUAUGAUUUCACAGUCGAUUACUGGUCGCUGGGUUGUAUGCUUUUCGAGGCUUUGGCUGGAUAUCCACCAUUUGCAGGCGCAACCGUGGACGAGACAUGGCAGAAUUUGAAACGCUGGCAACGAGUACUUCGAAAGCCGCAGUACGAUGAUCCAAAUUACUUUUUGAGCAAGCGGACCUGGGACUUGAUCACACGACUCGUGGCGGCAAAAGAGAAUCGUUUCAAGUCGAUGAGCGAGAUCCACAAGCACGAAUAUUUCGCCGAAGUAGACUUCAACGCGCUUCGGGAACAGAAGGCACCGUUUGUUCCGGAACUUGACAGCGAAACGGAUGCAGGAUACUUUGACGAUUUCGGCAGUGAAGCCGACAUGGCUAAAUACAAGGAGGUGCACGACAAACAGAAGGCGCUAGAGGAGAUGGCUGAUAGGGAGGACAAGAUGAGCAAGGGCUUAUUUGUUGGAUUUACCUUCAGGCAUGUUUGA